GAUUUGUACUCUAACAUCCAGAAUAACAGUCGGAGAAUCUAGACUUUUAACAAUUUUGAUUGAAUAGAAUUAUUAACUAAUUAUUUACCGGUACUCACUUGAAUAUCGCUUCAUUUAGAGGUCGUCUAACGUUACUCUUAAACUGCACAACAGAGAGCCGGGGGUGAGCGAACAGUCGCUAAGCAUGUAACAUUAACUCAAGUCAUAGUCCAGAGCCACGCAACUUGAGCUCGGGCUAAUUAUCAGACAUGUAGUUUAGAGAUGCUGUCAUCACAUCAUUGCACUUGCAAUGGGCUGCAUAGCGUCGAUCUGUAGAUGUUGACACAUCUGGAGCUGUAAUUGGCUGAGGGAAGAUGCAACAGGUCCCGUACGGAUCUGUGGAUCGAGACAAGCCUCUCAUCCGUAUGCCAUUCACCCGGUUAGCGGUGAUCACAGUGUGUCUGCCUCUGCUCGGCCUCGUCGCCUGUAUCGUGCUGGCUCUGCUCUACCACUACAAUGGUGCGACCUACACACACUGCCAGGUUCCUAACUACCUCCCAUCCAUCAGCGCAGCCAUCAGUCUGACACCGGAGCGCUACAUCUGGCGUUUCAGCAUCGGCCUGCAUUCUGCUCCACGCUUUCUGGUAGCAGCAGCGUAUUUGAGCUUUUACCGCGGACGCUUUUCCAGGAGGCUGACGGAGCAGCUUUUGAGUGUUCUCACAUUCCUCUUAGCUUUAAGUGAAAAUGUAGGACUGCUUCUGCUCACCUACGUCUCCUCCAAUGAGACCUACAGUGUCCAUAAGAGCGGCUUCAUCUUGUUUAUUGGCAGCUCCCUGUUCCACAUGAUGUGCACCUGCAAGCUGUGGUCCAUGAUUGCGAAGUAUUCCCUCAGUGCAGAGGAGAUGAUGUCAUACCGCCAGAAGCUCCGCCUCUUCCUCUUCAACGGUUUCUUCUGUCUGUUGGCUGCUUACUUCUACAAGCGGCACAACACAUACUGUGAAGCAGGAAUUUACACAUUCUUUGCUCUGUGUGAGUAUCUGGUGGUGCUGUCCAACAUGGCCUUCCACAUGACUGCCUACUGGGACUUUGGAGGUAAGGAGGUGAUGGUUGCAACACCUCCAGAGGGAAAGCGCUUCUGACACAGGAAGUGAAUGCUUGCAUCAUCUCCUUGAAACUUGAGACACUAGGGCUCUGAUGGCGGCACUCAUGCUGAUUUAGGGUCGACACUGAUUGAGCGAAGACUCUUCACAUCUUCACAUAUAGUGUUUUUAACUCAGUUACUUCAAAAAUUCAAUACAGGUGUUUGAAAGAUCAUUGUCAGUGCUGUGCUACAUUUUGAACGGUUACAUUGUUUAUGGAAUUCAUUACUUCAAAUAAAUUUCUUUUACUUAGGCAUGGCACUUCGCAUUUUGAUUUAAAAUGAUCUCUUUCUAAUUGGUUUGUCAGGGUCAUGCAUUGGUUUCACUCGAAACGAUGUGAAGUUUAAAAUAUUUGCUUAUUAUUUGUCACUCUGAGGAGAGAUGAUGGGCUUUGAUGUCAUGUCGGUUGGCUUGCAGCUGCUGUUUCACAAGUGCCGCAUUGAGCUUAUACACACUGACUGCUCACGCUACUGAAGGAGUUCAGUCACACCAGACAUUUCUCUCUUCCUUUGUAAACGCUAAUGUAAAUCAUGUGAAAAGUCAUUUUAAACUGCCUUUUGCACAGCGUUUCUUGUGUACCUUUAGUGGCUAGAGAGCAUUGUUAAGUUUGUACAUAUUCCUGCGGUGAUCGUGAACAACAGUGGCCCUUAGGACGCAUUUCAAAUAUGAUGUUGCCAUUGGUUGAAUGAGAGAACUGGUACAGUGCAAUACGACAUAGACUCUUUUCAUAGAUCAACAUGAUGUUGUGAACAUGAUUGCAUAAUGCUUUUUAUGAUGUACCAAAAUACUGUUUUUAAAUUGGUGUCAAAUAAAUAUUUGGAUGAAAAGUAAGUGGAUCAUUUCUGAGAUUAGCACAUGCAUAUUUACUGGAUAUAUUGGUACUCUAUUCAUUAAUGGCUGAUGUUAAAGAUUUUUUAUUUAUUGGUAUUGGAUUAAUUCUUUUUGAAGGUUUAUUUUGUAACACUUUAUUUUAAGGAGUAAUUAUCUGAUUAAGUACUUGGUAGUAGCCGUUGUACUUACAUGAAAGUAAAUGUA
Molecule: messenger RNA, 2153 nt
Organism: Onychostoma macrolepis
Lineage: Eukaryota; Metazoa; Chordata; Actinopteri; Cypriniformes; Cyprinidae
Gene: pgap2
Product: post-GPI attachment to proteins 2
Exons: 5
Coding region: 354-1118 (254 amino acids)
Biological process (GO): GPI anchor biosynthetic process
Cellular component (GO): endoplasmic reticulum membrane; Golgi membrane
Source: RefSeq, a predicted model, not a curated record